AUGACAAAAACAAAUCGAUGCUCCGUGUGUCAAAAAGAACUUGGAACAAGUUAUUGCACAGGAUGUGGAGUCUAUUUUUGUACGAAAGAUUUCAAAAGUCAUCGAAGCACUUUAUUUAGUGAAAUGGAUGUAGUCAUUGAACUUCGUAAUGAACUUCAAGAUAAAAUUAAUAAAACAAUAUACCAUGAUGAUUUAUAUGGUCCACUUUUUGAACAAAUUGACCAAUGGCAGAAUAUGAUGACUGAAAAAGUAAAUCUAGUAGCUGAGCAUAUUCGUCAACAAGUUUCUCAAUUAUUAAAUUCGAAACGAGUUAAACUAAGUAAUGAUUUUAAGAGUUUUUCACAAGAAUUAAUUCAUUUAAAGGAAACAGAAAAUUUUGUUGAAUACGAUUUAACACGUUUGAAAUAUAUCAUUCAUCAAUUUAAUCAUGAAUUGAAACAGUUAACUAAACCAUGCACCAUUGAAUUGCAUACAGAACGAAGUGAUCGGAUUGUUUGGAGUCAACUUAUUUAUGCUGAAGAAAAGUCAACGUACGCUGGAAUCCAACAGCGACAGCAACAUGUAAAAGGUAAGAUGAUCAUAUAAGCACUGCAGAGAUAUUUUGAAAAUUCGAUGUCCGAUCAUUUUGAGACUUUAAGCUUAUGGUCAUUUGUUUUUCAAUUAUAAACUACUGAUUCCAGGGUAAAAAUAUAAACUGUAAAUAGAACUAUAGAACAAGCUAGUGGUGUUACUGUUCUUAUAAUCUACUAUCUGGAAAAGUAGUUUUUUUUUGUUAGAUUCAUAAGAAUGAUCUUCUUCAUUUAGAAGACGAAGAAGCUAGUGCAAUCUCUCCGCGAAAACAACCACCUGAGAAUUAUUUGUUUUCUAUAAGAUUUCUGAUGAAGUGACAAAUCUAAAAUCUUGUCUGUUAAAUAGCCCAAUAAAUAAACGAAGUUCUUGUUAUAAUCAUUCUUGUGUCAUCUAAACUUUCCUUAGAAAAUUCAUGCAAACUAUUUGUCUUAAGGUGAAUUAAAUAAUCGAAAAUAAUCUUGGCGGUCGGCCAUGUCGUAAAUGUAAUGGCAAUUCAUUUAUUGCGUGUGAAAUUUGCUCACCUAUCUUACGUAAUCUUUACAAUGAUUUCAUUUAUAAAUUUUGUUUUUUUUGGCAUACAAAUUAUCUUUUUUGUUAGUUGAUUAAAGAUUACAUACUAACCGAAGGAUAGUCAAAAUAGUUUCAUUCACAUUUUGUAUUGAUUUUCAAAAGUUAAUAUCUAAGUGAGAUAUUAUACGGACAGCACAUAGUUGAUGAAGAACUAAUUACCAAUGGAUCUAUCCAUCUAUUUUGUGAAUUUCACAAUAAAAGUUUCUAAUUAAAUACUUGAAGAACCAAUGUGGUAAAUGAAUGAUGAGAAUCAAAGUUAUAUUCAAUUAUUUCAUUCAAUAUGACCAAAUAUAUCCCUGAUGAAGCGCUAUUUUGAAAAGUGACUGUCAAUUGAAUAAACU
Messenger RNA from Rotaria sp. Silwood2, 1481 nucleotides. Lineage: Eukaryota; Metazoa; Rotifera; Eurotatoria; Philodinida; Philodinidae. The record is from the annotation of a GenBank genome assembly.